Odontomachus brunneus is the source of this 13371-nucleotide messenger RNA. RefSeq names its product forkhead box protein O (gene foxo). Gene Ontology annotation, biological process: regulation of transcription by RNA polymerase II. NCBI's taxonomy places the organism in Eukaryota, Metazoa, Arthropoda, Insecta, Hymenoptera, Formicidae. The coding region runs from base 1699 to 3408 and encodes 569 amino acids. The record is from RefSeq and is a predicted model, not a curated record. The transcript is spliced from 8 exons. Gene Ontology annotation, molecular function: RNA polymerase II cis-regulatory region sequence-specific DNA binding; DNA-binding transcription factor activity, RNA polymerase II-specific. Gene Ontology annotation, cellular component: nucleus.
CUCCGUUCGGUCGGUCGGUCGGUCUGCUCCGAGGGCCGGCCGGAGAAAUCCGUCAGUAUGUGCCGCGCUGCCUUGCCGGCGAGUCUCACGUAGUGACUAGGUAUAUUCUUUCUUUUCGCUGUUCUCUCAAAUUUGAAAGUUCAUAAGUCACGAAGCGAGCGUCUCCAUCGUGCGUACUGUGACAAUUGAUACUCUCUCAGCCUAUCUCUCCUCUUUAUUUUCACUCUUGCUUCCUCUGUCUCCCGUCUUCGUUAGAAAACGAAGCAACGAGGAGGUGAUAAACUGUGCUGACCAAGCGUGUCCGAAGAAGCGCGGGAUCAAGCCAGUCGAACGCGGCAAAACGAUCCAAGGAUCGCAGAGCGACAGUUCGCCGGCGACGAGGAUACCGUCUUAUCGAUGAGAGAUACCAGGGGGUACGGUCUCCCGAGGGCAACCAGGGCAGCAGAGGUCACCGCGACGAUUCGUCGCUCACGCGGCAUCGCUCGCCGAAAAUCGUGCAGCCUCUGCCGCCGCCGCUAGCGCCGUCGUUGUCACCGUCGACGAGGAGAAUCAUCCGCCGCGCAAAUUUCGCGACGCCACGACGAGUGCGUAGAUCUAUCCGCGCAGCGGGCCAAGUGCCUAUCAAAACAUGGCCACGUGACCCCGACGGCACGGCUUGUAAACACUGAGUUUGACCACGUGGUCUGCUCCCUCUUUCUACCGUCAAGCUCUUGUCUGUAUCCCUCUUUCUCUCUCUCGCUCUCUCUCUCUCUCUUUCUCUCUAUCUCCCUCACUCUCUUGUGCUUCCAUCUCUCUCCGUUCCGCUUCGCCGCCUCGCGCUCCGACCUCGUCUAUCUCUCUUUCCCUUCCUCCUCCCUCUAUCACUCUUUCUCGUUCCAUCUAUCUGUUCCCCCGCCCUUCACCUCCACAUUGGUCGGCACGCUCGCCUUCCCCGGCUGUCUCGCUCUCGCCUUCGCGCUCUUUCGGCACGCAGAACGGCGCCGGGCAGAAUCCUCAGUUGGUUCGCCGCCGCCGACAACCGCACGCGAUUCGGACGAUCCUCCGACGAUCUUAAGCUGGUUUCUCGCGAGCGUGAGCGCCGACAAACGCGUCGCAUCCGCGUCGCGUCGCAUCGCGUCAUCGUGUCGUGUGCAAAUUUUUCGCGAACGAGUCCGCGUUCGAUCGAUCGAUCGAUCGAUCGGUCGGUCGAUUGGUGGGUGAUGUGUUGAAGAACUGCAGUGUCGGCAAAGAGCGAUAUAUAUAUAUAUACAUAAAUAUAUAUACAUACGUAUAUACACACGUCAAGAAGUAGAAAGAUCAAGAGAAAAGGCAGCGACAUUGCGUUACACGCGAGUUACGCGUGCGACCGCUCUCCGAAACCGGUGCAAACGAGCGCUACCGUGAGCCUUCGCUCGAAGCGAGGACGUACGAAGGCCGUCGUACACACGCGCCUACACGCACACGCAUACACACACGCAUACACAAAACACACGUGCCACGCAUACAGACGUACAUGAAAACGCGCGUGCACGCUCGCGUCUGGUGAUAGUGCGGGGACGAAAACGCGACUCGGGUCGUUCUCCUCUCGCGCGCGCGAGCGAGCAGGUUCUUGCCGAUCGCAGAUUGCCCUCUAGCGUCGCUGGCCACAGCGGACUACUCCCCGCGCGUCUCGCGUCUCGGUUCGAUCGCGAACCCCAAGUUCGAGGAGCGGGGCUGAACAUGAUGGAUUCGGUGCCGGUCUCGGCCUCGGGUUCGCUGAUCCCGUCGCUGCAGCAACAACAGCAGCAACAACAACAACAGAAGAAGGGAGUCUCUUUCGAAUUCUCCAAUUCGCCGGACCUAGAGACCGGCUUUGAGCCGCAGACUCGUGCGAGAUCCAACACAUGGCCGUUACCGAGACCUGAAGAAUAUGCGGAGGGCAAUGCGCCGACCGCCAAGGAGGGCGCCGAAGGCGGCACGCCACCCCAUCAGACCCAAUUGGCCCAGGGUGGUCUUCUACCGGUGAAGAAGAACUCGUCCAGGAGGAACGCCUGGGGCAACCUGAGUUACGCCGAUCUCAUCACUCAGGCGAUCACCAGCGCGCCCGAUCAGCGGCUCACGUUGUCGCAGAUCUACGAUUGGAUGGUAACGAACGUGCCCUACUUCAAGGACAAGGGUGACAACAACAGCAGCGCCGGUUGGAAGAACUCCAUACGCCAUAAUCUGUCGCUGCACAACAGGUUCAUACGAACGCAAAACGAGGGUACCGGCAAAAGUUCCUGGUGGAUGAUCAAUCGCGACGCCAAGCCGGGCAAAUCCGCACGUCGCAGAGCCACCACGAUGGAGAGCACCGGAAGUCUGGAAAAACGACGCGGCCGCUCGAAGAAGAUCGCCGACGCUCUGAGGAACGGUACGCUGCUGGCGGAAUCUACUUCCAGUCCCAGCAGCAGCGUCGGAGAAGGUCUUGACAUCUAUCCGGACAGUCCUCUACCCGCCAGCGGAUUUCAGCUCUCGUCUGACACGUUCCGUCCUCGCGCCUCGAGCAACGCGUCCUCUUGCGGCCAAUUGAGCCCUAUCCCGGCGGUUCUCGGGGAACCAGACUGGACACCGACCUAUGCGCCUUCAUACAGCCCGGAACAACAGUUGGCAGACUCGAUGCUAGCAGGCAACCUGGCGGAGACGAUGAAGUUGGAGUCGUACCAAAUGUACCAGACGUCACCGCCCGGCCACCAGCAGCAGCAACCAGCCCCGCCACCUUACUUUGAGUACCAGAGGAACAACGGCCUACGUACCCCGUCAUCCUUCGGCCUGCCACCCACUCCGCAGUCAGCCAAUCAGCAGAGAUGCCCGAUCCACGGUCUGCAGCCGUGCGCUUGUCAGAUGAAUCUGAGCCCCGUGUCCGGCAUGUCACCGUCGUAUCAGCAGAGCGAGCCCAGCCCGACGACACUAGGCAACAAUCAGCAGCAGACGCUGCAGUAUAUGAUUCAGAGCCAACAGCGCCAGCAGCAACAGCAACAGCAGCAGCAACACCAGCCGCAGCAUCAGCCGGCACAGACCGGGCCAGCAGGUCCUAGUCCGCCCAACACGCCGACACCUUGCCCAGCUACACCCAGCACUAUGAUGGGUCAACUAAUGGGCGCCCUCAAUCAUUCCGCCCUUCUUGAUGACCUCAAUAUCAACAUCGAGUCGAUGCACGGCGGCUUCGACUGCAACGUCGAAGAAGUGAUCAAGCACGAGCUGUCGAUGGGUGGUACGCUGGACUUCAACUUCCAGCAAGGCGUGAUGGGCACCGCCGCGAUCCAGGUGAGCGAUGGCAACAUCGGCCAGAACGGCGCCGUCAGCCAGAAUAGCGGCGUCGUUGUCGGCACGACGACCGGCAACGCACCUGCGGGCGUAUACGUCAGCACGAACGCGGCGACCCCCGCAGCGCCCCCUUCGUGGGUUCACUAGCAGUUAACCCCCCUGCCCUCGACACCCCCAUCGUCCUUGCCGAUGCCGUUGUCCGACGGGCGGGAUAACUUCUGCGGGACGACCGAAGGGCAGCUCAUCGACGUUCGACAUGUCGAGGACGAGAGGGUAAACCGUCGACUUGUGAUAAGAUAUAGACAUAAUGAUGCAAGAAUAAGACGAAAUACGUACUUCAAGAAUGCCAAUUUACGCUAGUGCGAUUGUGGUGCGAGAAACUAGAACGCGCCUGUAGCGCGAUCAACGUCGGCGAGGGCGUUCCAUCGCUUCAUCAACGUCCGCAGCCUCAUCUUCGGCAAGCUGCUGCUCAAAAUAGAGGCCGGAGAUGCUGGCGGUGACUGCGAGGUUACGGGCUUUCGCGAGAUCGCGCACGCGAGAAUUCUACAGCGCGGCGGAUCGGUCGCGAUCGUUCUACUGUGGAUCGAGGGUUUCGGUGAAAUCUCGCAAAAUAUUACUUCUCUCGUUAGGUAGGCAAUUAACUCCUUGUGAUUAGCGACAAUUUUCGCGGGAACGACACGAGAUCGUAGAACGCCCGUUUUUUGGAAACGUUCUUCUCGGUAUAUCGCUUCCUUUCAUCCGGCCGCGCGCGCCGCGCCAAAGUCGUGCUGUUUCUUGCAGGAGAAAUUAUUUCGCUGAUUAACCCUUGAAUUCCGAAUGGAAGGCUGGCGUUGAGAAACCCGACAUUGAUCAUUAGAGAUUAUUAGGUUCCUUCUCACUUUUCUACCUGAUAAUUACGAGACGUGAGUCCGAUGUUACAUCUACAAAUGACGCGGUUUCUCCGCACGCGUUUGAACUUUACCUUAAUGUAUAAUUAUGCGGAGAAUAUUUAUUUUGAUAUUUAUAGAAUCGUCCGCGCAAAAUACGAUUCGGACUCUAAGGGUUAAUUCGUAUUUUAUUAUCUUUCGCCACUGUCGUCUAAACAGGAUAAGAGUUACUCUGCGUAGCAAUAUAUAAAUAUAAAUAUAUAUAAAUAUAUAUAUAUAUAUAUAUAUAUAUAUAUAUAUAUUUAUAUAUAUAUUGCGUUAUGUUUAGGAACGCGUUCGAGAUAUACAAAUAACAUAUUGCUCAAAGAAAUUCUGCCGAUCUGUAGCGACGAUUUUGCAAUAGCGAUUUAAGCUAUCGGUCCCGAGUUACGUACUCGCGACACGCGAUACACCAUCGUCGGGAUCGUCGCGCGUCAUCGGGAGAUCCAAGUCGAAGGAUCAUUCGAGCGGUAACCUCGCGUGCAUUCCCCGAAGUGUCCGAUCUUCGAGGAUCGCGGAGCCGAAUCGCCCAGACGUCAACUGGCAGAAUGAAUAAUUUAAGCGCGCUUAGAGAGCUUCGGUAGACCGACCUCGCCUGAGAAAAAACGCGGUUUCUCAACUCGAUCUGAAUGAGUCGCGAUCGACGAAUUCGCAGUUCCAUCGCGCGGACGGGUCUCCCCGGGAUCCCUCAAGGCCCGCUUGAUCGCCCGUGGUCGACGGUAUCCAAGUCAAUUUUUACAGUUUUAAGACGCGCGUUGCGAGCUGACGAAAUUGAAGUCGCGCCUCUAACGCGGCCGUCUCGCGAACGCGAGCUAAAUCUCCAGGGCGUCGCGGUCCCUACAAUCGAAUAACAUACGUAUAUAUACAUAUAUAUUUGUAAGGACACGGCGGUGUGUAUGUGUGUGCGCGUGUGUGUGUGUGUAUAUGCGAUGUGUAUGCGCGCGCCUGUGUAUGUUAAUGAGUGUACGGGCGGAGGACAAGGCAGGAGAGGAGUGAUGAAGGGUUGAAGGCUCGCCGACGUUUUGCCGUGCGUACAACGAUCUCUGUUGUCUAUAAGGGUAACCUCAUAGUGCUCCUAAGACGCACUCUGUCGUCGCACAGUGCGUCCCUUUUAGGCCACGCGCGCGUGCUAUUAUUGCAUUACCUCACGCACUUAGUCGCGACUGUUUUUCUAAGCGAAUGUGCGACUCGGCGAAGCUAUCCGAGAAAUCGCAAAGAUCUCCCGUUUUCUUUUACUUUUUUUUUCCACUUUCAAACACGAAAUCAUUGCCGACGUGACGCUCUAAAUGCGAACGUAUACCUUCGCUAUUUUACAUGGAACGUAAGAGACACACACGCACAUUGGCUCACCCUCACGAUCCGGAAACGGACGGUCGCGUUCAUGCAGCGAGAGACGAGGAGAAUUUUAUAUUUUUCCCUUGCGUUUCGAACAAAACACAUUUCGGAUCUCGAAUUACGGAGUCGCAUUUUUUUUUCGAAGGAAAGAACGUCGGAGAGUGAUCGCGUGUGCACUCCGGAAGGACGCACUGUGUGCAAAGAAAUAUAAAAAAAUAUAUAUAUAUAGAUAUAUAUAAUAAUUAUAAAAGAAGUAUAUACAUUAUUAUUGUAUGUAAUUAAGACGGAGAUAAGUACGAAAAAGGAGUCGCUAGAGCAUACAGUGCUAUAUAUACAUAUAUACAUAUAUAGGGUAGUCCACUUAAGUGUUAACACGCCUUUUAUCUCCUGAAUCGUUAAAGAUAUUGAAAUGCGGUUUUUACUGAGAUAAAUUAGAUGAAGAGGCUACUAAUAUGCCGAAUUUUUAAGAUUUUGACGCCAUCUUUGAUUAAAUGGACAUAUAUCUUUUACAGUAUAUCAAAGUUGGUUGAAAGACUAAUACAACGAUAUAAGGUUUGUUACAAAUUGAACAAAUAAUUGUCGAAAAAAUAGCGUUGAUAAGUUUGGACAUUGCGCUAUGUGCCUGUCACCGAUCAAAAGAUCGAUUCAUGAUUGAAACAUCUAUCUUGCAUUACGUUUGUCAAGAGAGCAUAGUUUCUUGGAAUUCAUCAAAUUUUAUGGACAGCUUCUUCAUCUAGUUUAUCUUGGUAAAAACCGCAUUUCAAUAUUUUUAAUAUUUCAGAAUAUAAUAGGUAUGUUAAUACUUGGAUGGACCAUCCUGUAUAUAUAUGUGUGUGUAUUUAUAUACAUAUAUAUAUAUACACACGUACACACAUAUAUAUAUUAUAUAUAUUAUAUGUAUUCUCUCUAUAUAUAAUAUAUACAUAUAUAUAUAAUGAUAUUAUACAAAAAAUAUUGAAUAUACUCUAUACAGUAAAGUAUAAUUGUACGUUCGCUAGUGUUAUAUAUGCGUUAUAUAUAGUACUAUAUAUAUAUAAACAUAGGUACAAUUAAUAUAAGUAAACUGCUACCAGUAGCCGUUUAAAAGUGUAAGUUUAGUCAUCGAUCAAUGAACGAACCGCGACUUGGCAAUCGCCAUCGCGGCAUUUCAAUCUGCUGUAUCGACUUUAGGUGAAACGAUAUGAGGAAAGACAGAGAGAGAGAGAGAGAGAGAGAGAGAGAGAGAGAGAGAGAGAGAAAGAGAGAGAGAAUAUAUUCAGCCGAGAGCUGUACGUUUACGACUCGUUGGUGCUUCUCCCUAGGUAAAUAUUACUUUGUAUCCUUCUUGUCGGCGGAACAAUAAUCGUUAAUCGAUGUCGCUGCUAGAGUAGAGGGACGAGAGUGUCGGAAUUCGUCGUCGGGUAUAUCGCGAUUCACCGCCGGUCUCUCCAGGAGACCUUUCUUCUCGCGUUAUGCGGAAGGAGACGCGAGUUGUCUCCAGCUGACACGAAUUCAAUGUACGAAAACCUUGACGUGAACCUUUUUUGUUUGAAUAAAAUCUGGAGGAAGGAGAGAAAUAAAACUUGGAAGAUGUUUCCGUUCAUGUGAUCAACGAAAUUUCAUCCACCCCGAAGGAGUUGAGCUUACUAUUCUCGAACAUCGACUAGUCUAAUGUCGAUCGCGCGGACGAUCGCUAAGUAUGUCCGGCGGAAGCCGGAUGCACGCUUAUUUUUGCUAUCCUAGAACGAUCGCGAGAAAUUAUUAGCUGCUAUCGUGCAAAUUUGUGAUGAAUCAGAAUGAGUAAAGUUCAAGAGAACAUUAGUACAAUAUAAUUCGUGAGAUAGCUCCUAAUCAAACGACGACUCUAUUAGAUCAGUAUAACGUGUCUAUGAGGUCGCGCCUCCGCGAAUCUUCAGAGUCGUUCAAUCCUGCUGCGAGCUUUCCGACACAAUCGAUCUCGCGGCUGAGAGAUUGCCGUUGGUUUUCCGCGGCGAUCUCGAGCCGAACUCGCGUUAUAGAAGAAACUAGAGAGACAGAAAGAGAGAAAGCGAGAACCUGUUGUUAGAUUAAAAUGUCUCGUAAGAUCGCGAGAGAAAAGGAGAGACAGAGAAAAAGAGUGACAGAGAGAGAAAGAGAGAGAGAGAGAGAGAGAGAGAGAGAGAAAGAUUAGGUAAAUUUGUUAAAUAUUAAUAUUCGUAUCGAUUCUUCUCCCCCUCCCCCUUCCUCAUGUGCAAUUAUUACGCGAAAACGACACCUUGUAUAACACAGUUGUCCGAAAGAUUCUCUUGCCAGGUUUCCCGGUGGAUUCUUCCCGAGAUACUGAGUAAUUCGGGCGUAUGCUCUUAGGUGCUUUUAAAAAGAGGAGAGGAGCGAUCUUUGUCGACUCGGCGACCGCGAAUUCGAGCUUACAGGUGACGCUAGUUGAUAGCGCGGUGAUGUUUUUACCAAUCUUAGAAGUAUAAAAGUACGUCGCGCAUUGACGAGUUUAGUCGGUGUUUUUAGCCGUGAAAGAAAUAGCGUUCCCGCGAAAUAGCGCAAGCGCGGCGUCGCGCGCUGGGCUCAACUCCUAACCGCGUUUUUCACCGGCGUGACUAGCACAACUCGCUUGCCCUACAACACACGCGCGGCGAUGUGUAUAAAUUAUUUGGCGAAGAAAGAAACGCGAGAAUAUCCGCGGGCAGGAUUGAUCGUUACGCAGUUUCGCCGGGCGAGACGCGUUUGGGGACUGAAGCCGAUCUCGUUUAAACCAAAAAAAUCCACUAUGCUUCGUUAGUGAUUCGUUAUCUCUCUCGAAAAAGGAAAAAUCAUGGAAUAUCGAGUCCGAGUUGCCUGAAUUGGAAGUGUAAGUGUGUGAUUGAUGAGCGUAUUAGCGGCCAUCUACACGAAUUUGGCGCCGUUGAAAUUCCGAUCGACGCGAAGCAUAGUGGACGGCUGAAGGACGUAGCGAAAGGAGCGUGUUGUUUGAUUAGAUCCUCGAUUUUUCGUAGAGAUAAUCGCACGUUUCCCGACAACGCAAGAAUCCUUCAGUGCAUCCGUCGCGCGAACCAUAGAACAUAUAUACACGAAAGAGGAACGCCUUUGUUUCCUAUGGAUAAAAAAUGUGACCAAGUUGCGUGUGAGAGACCAAGGAAAUAGGGACUAAAAGUCCUCUGUACGCAUUCGCUGAAAUUGUAAAGAAUAGAAACCGUCGAAAAAUUAUUGACUGACAACGAUUUUGACGUAUGCGUGCAGAAGACGAUUAAUCCAUGUUUAUCUCCUUUCUCUCUGGCACCUUCUUCUUUCGCAACUCGGACACACUUUCAGUAUCUGCAUUCUUCUUCCAUGUAUGUAUGCGUUAAGGCGCGAACGGCCGCAUCGUGGCGUCGUAAGUAACAAAAAAGGAAAAAAAAAAGAAAAGAAACCGCGCGAAAAUGAUGUCAAUUUUAUCGACAAGUACGAUUAAGCUUAGAGAGUACCUAUGUGCGUACGUCGACCGAUAGCGGAUCCCGUUCGACUGAGAAUUACCGCCUAUGCGAUAAAAGCCGGCCGAUCCUGUGCGACUAGCGACGUGGCUCUAAAAACUUGAAAUACGGCAGGCGAUUCCUGCGCGCACUGAGAGAAAAAACAAUGCUUCACAUAGCUAAAAUCUUAUAGUUACUUUUCACCCCGACCACGUUUUUGGUAGCAAGACGGUAAUAGUGGCACGCAUACAAGACUAUUAUCACAUUAACGUUAUAUUAGAAUAUAAUAAAGGAAAAAUGGUUUUCUUCAUCACAAUUCGUAGUAGUUAUUUCUCCAUGCUAAUAUAGUUAGAAACACCAGACAUUUUUUUCUCAGUGCGGGAUUUUCUACACAGUUGCAAUCUUUCGAGGUUGCAUUCCGAAACUAUUCUGUUUGUGGAGAGUUCUACCGAACAUAGUUUGUGUUACAUAUACAGUGGAUUUUCAGUAAAAUUCUCCUCAAAAGGGACGUUUCGAAAUGCAAUGCAAAUUCUCUCCUUAUCGGGAUAUAAUCAUGUAAAUAAUGAAGCAAAACUGUCGUGAUGAUGCGAAAUUCAUCGAUUUUAAGGUUGCAAUUGUUGCGAUGAAUUGACCGUACAUUGAAGAGGCCAAAUGCUAGCCGGAUGCGGUCGCGCCGGCCGCCCUGAACAAUUUACCAGCGUUUCGCUGAGGCGAACAGAAACAUGAAAAUACGAGCUUUCCGUUUUGGCAUAAGUGUACGAAGUUACUCGUAAGUGUUCAUAACGUAAUUACCAUAAUUAGCACUUAGGGACGGAGCUAAUUUACAUACAAAAUACACGUGUGACUGGAGACAAGUGUUUUCUUUCCGUUUCUUUUUCUUCGCAAAAAACAACACAUGAAGCAGCAAAAACGCGGCAGAUAUUUGUAAAUUACAAUAUUUGAAAGAUACUCUCUUAAAGUGAAUCAGUGAAUAGUCACUGAUAUCAGUUAUAAGUAUAGCACUGAAUACUUUCAGUGCACCACUUAUAACUGCAAAUCAGUAUAUAUUCACUGUUUUCAAUAAUGUUUCACUGAUUCAUUUUAAGAGAGUACGGGUGCUCGCGCGGGUAUUCGAGUAAAAACCCGAAAAAGCUAAAAUAUCCGGGUAAUACCCGAAAGACCUGGUUACUCGAGUGUUUAUCCGAAUAGUCGAAAUCGAUAGCACUAAUUGCAAAUGGUGAAAACGCACGAUCAUUAUUGUAAUUGAUCAUUACAUUGCAAUUGCAAAUUGGUAUUAUUGUAAUGUUCGCGUUACGCUAAUCGAGUUUGAAGUCUCCUCUGAAUACACAACAUGUCUCUUGUGUGAAGCUUUCUUUUGAAGCUUCUAGUUUUUCACCGUGGAUCUCUCGACUGAUGAUGUCAGAAGCGAGACAAUAUACGUCAAAAAUUCUUUCAAAAUACGUUGAAAUAAAAAGAUUCACUCAAAUACAUGGCUAAAAAGCAGCACACGUUUAUAUAAGAUCAAUAAGUCCAAGAAAUAUGAAAAGGAUAAUCAUGUUAGUAACGACAGUCUCUACGUUAUCGACAUUUUUCGAAUGCAUCAUUCACUUCAGCAUUCUUUUAAUUUUAUGGUUAUUUGUUGAUUAUCAGAGCAAAGGGAAAUUUCCCUUAUUUCCCUUAUUUCCACGUACUUUGCAAGAAUUUUCAGGGAGAUAAUGUCUCGCUUCUGACGUCGUAAAUCAAGAUGGCUGUGGUAAAGGAGCUUAAACUUCUUGUGAUGUCUUCAACAUCCGAGAUCCUCGAUUAAAAGGAGACCUAUUUUUGCUAUUCAUUCAUUAUGUUUAAGAAGAUUAACGAUCGAGAAUCAAUAAAAAAAUGCGCGAGAUCUAGUGAAAUUGAGACACGUUGAAAUCACAUAAAUUACCUUUUCCUUCCUAAAUCGACACAAUCAUUGAAGUGAGGGGACGCGCGUUAAGCUGCGAUCGGCAAAUCGAGAUUUUGAAAAUCUUUCUACGUCACACGACCGUGCUUGAUUUUCGACCGAAGCGGGUAUAAUUCGAUCUGUAGACUCGAUUUUGUCCACCGAAUCAAAUGAGAGCAAUGUGGAAUUUUGCUUCGGUUUUCUUCGGGAGAAUACCGUGUCUCUCACUUGAAAAUCACGCACGAGGAAGGCAUUUCUUAGGCGAAAUCAUUAUAGCUCGUGUAUCCGUCCACUGAAUAUAGAGUGCGGUGAAGGAGUUUGCGACAUUGUUACACACAGCGCGGCUUUAAGCGAGAGAAUUUAGCGUGUGAUAGUGUCGAUAAUCCCGAAGGAGCAAUCUUCUCGACGAAACCCGUGAAACGUGGCAAACUGCAAACCUGGCUUCGCAAUUAUUAACCAAUAUGUGUCCGCUGAGCAAGCUCGACAGAAGUGAAAUUAAGAGCUCGUUAAUGUACGACGAUGUCGUCUUAAUUUCGGGCUCGUUCCAGCGCGGCAAGUUGUCUGGCCGACUUUUCUCAAGAAAUCGAGAAAAUUCAUCGCACCUUUAGUUGCCCUUUCAGCUUUUUAAGAUUGAUUUCCUUUUGGAAAACAAUUAGAGUCGGUUGUGCCGAGCCCGUCGAUUAUUAAUCACCUCACGUGCUUGAGGUGGAAGCUUGGAAGGGAAAUAAAAAAUUCGAGACGACCGCGGAUGAUCCUCGAGAUAAUUGUGAAACCGGCGUUUGUCACGUCCUCGAUACCUGAGUUCCUUCACGGCGUUCUAGAUUGCGAAAAGAGCCGAUGAUUUCCUUCGAGAACACGGUUUCUCGCGACAUGCCCGAUUUCCGCCUCGAACACACCGGCGCGAUCUUCCCAAUGGAACAGACAUUGCGGCGACGCGUCGCGAGGACCGCGAUUUGACAAGCGAGUCGUCUGAUUUGUAUCACGAAAGGGUCUCUUUAGCGAGAUAGGCCGAUCGAUCGUUCGCAAAAGCGGUCAAGUGCUGAAAAAAAAUCUUGGAGCUUUAUGUCGCGAGAAACCGACACUCUAAUGCCAAAUUAAAAAGCUCGUUUUCCGAAAGAUUUCCUAAAAAAAAUGUCCUCUCACGACGAAUUAGACUCUUUAAUGUGAUAAAUUUUUGACAAGAGAAAAGGGAAAAAUCGUCUUACAAACAGAUUCCUCAUGCGUUUUGAGGAGUGGAGAUUGAAGGGAAACCAUUUCGGACUUGCCCUAUUUUGCGUGCGAGCGACGUAAGUAUAAAAUAUUACCUAGUGAUACAUAAAGGUGUUUAUGGAAAACGAGAGAGAGAGAGAGAGAGAGAGAGAAAGAGAAUGUGUGUGCGUGUGCGCCUCGGCUGAUAUUAUAUAGUCAAUAUUAGUAGCGCGACAAGAGAGAGGGAAGAGCGGAAAAACGGGAAACAAGCAGUUGUCGAUAGGAAUCGGAGAAGGUGACGCGACGAAGUACCAUGGAGUACCUAUGUUACGCUUGAAAGCUGUACUUUCCACCUAUUUCCUCCGCGGAAGUUGCGAGCUGACCCGCGUUUCGUCGGGAAAAUUUAUCUAUUGACAACGAGACUUAGCUCGGAUAAUCUGACACGUCCGUUCGGCCCCAGCGAGCGAGGAAUAUUGUCAGUCCGCGAAAGGGCGAAACGUAGAAUCGCCCUGAGAAAAUUCGAGAAUUGAAUGCAUUCGAACGCGUUGAAAUUUAUAUUAAUUGUAGCAUGAGAUUUGAUCAUUGCGAUAUUUUCGAUUGUAUAUAUACAUAUAUAAGAAGAAGACGGCUUCACGUCCGAUGAGGCUUUUCAUUGCUCGAAACGCGAGAAUUGCGCUACGCCCGGCAAAAAUCCGAGAAACUGUAAUCGCUUGCUCGAGCUACGUGUUCAUUAAUCGCGAAAGAUUGAUGAAAUAAAGUAGAGUCAGCAAUUGUGCGGCAGAAACCGCGGUGCCCCUCUCCCUCCGCUACGUCUCGCCGUGAUUUCUCCUCAAAUUUGAAUUCUAUGCGUUCUUAGCGUGCGCGCGUUUCCGAACACGAAACACGGGUCAUCGUUUUCGAUCGGCGUUUUCAAGUCGGUGGAUCGAUCCGCCGAUCGGAAGCGUCAAUUGCGAUCGAUUCGAAACGGAAAUACGUACGUCCCGUACGGCGGACACUCGCCGGAUAUUCGUUCCCUCGCGCGAGGAACCUCUCGCUACGUUUCUGUCUAUCUUGUUUUUCUCUUCUCCUUUUCGUUUCUCCUUUCUUUCCUCGAGAACUUUUACGCGCAGCGCGCGCCGCCCUGCGCGGCGACGGAGAACAGCAACGCAUUGACGCGGUUGGAUCAUUCAAUUAAUUCCUUAGAGCCCUACACACUAUGGCGUAUUGUUAUAUUUCUUUUCAGAUAUAUGCGCAUGUAAGCACACAUAUAUGUUUGAUGAUGUAUAAGAUAUGUAGACGUACAUUCGAAACUUGAGUUAUAUAUUUAACAUGAGUACUAUUUAAUAUAUGAUUCAAGCUUAUAAUAAACGGGUUGUAUAGAGAA